AUGAGGACCGCACCCCCCCCCCUCUGUCUUCUUCCACACCCCUGCCCCACCACAGUAGUCCUUGCAAAAUUCCUGCUGCCACCCCCUCAGCCCCCCCCACUCUACGACACACGCGGGAGUGAGCAAGAGGAGGAGGAGGCGGCUGUGCUGCUUCUGCUCACAGCGGCCAACCCUCCAACCCCCCGUCACAGCAGUAGCCGCGGGAGGGGAGACCACGGGGGAGGGAGGGGGGGGGGGGAUAGAGGGGCGGGCGGCAGAGCGUGCGGCUGGCGCUGGCGGUUGUGCUCUGGCGGGGUCUCUGCUGGCGGGGUCUCUCUGCCAGCGGGGUCUCUGCUGGCGGUGUCGCUGGCGUUGUAA
Closterium sp. Naga37s-1 is the source of this 357-nucleotide messenger RNA. The record is from the annotation of a GenBank genome assembly. Lineage: Eukaryota; Viridiplantae; Streptophyta; Zygnematophyceae; Desmidiales; Closteriaceae.